UUAACUAUGUACAGGUGGACAUGAAAUGUAAAUCUCCACUGAUUACCGAAAAGCGAUGGCGUUUGCCUCAAACGACGAACUUUAUCGCUUCAUUCCUAUCACAUAUAGAGUUUUUAUUUUCUUUAUUUUUCUAUUUUCUAUAUGAAUCAAAACCUUGCUAUUCCGGUUAAAGUAUGGCGUCAAUUCUGAGAAAAUCUUUACAGAGGAUAAAGUCAGGGGAGGAAACGAGCGCCAGCUUCGCUUGUUUGGUGGAUGAAGAAGGCUCUAACAAUGGAAACGGAAGAAGAUCCGACAAUUUGGCUUUGACUGCUAUUCGCAGGGCUUCAAAACGAAAAAUAAACCCAAGCUCUUCGGUAUUUGAUUUGAAACGCAGUAUUUCCAAUUCGGUUGAGCGGAACUUGACAGGAAAUAUCACUCUUCAUCAGGCUUGCAAAACAGGUGAUACGGCGCUUGUCCGUCGUUUCAUCGAGGAAGGAUCACCAAGCCUCGAUGCGUGCGACGAGUUGGGUUUCACUCCACUGCACUGCGCCGCUCGCUUCAACCAAUCAGAAGUCAUAAGACUGUUGCUUAGCAACGGCGCUGAUCCAAACAAGUUUAACCUGCACGAGACGCGCACGUUCACACCACUUCACACUGCCUGUUGGUACAAUGCGGGCAAGGCCGCGAGGGAACUGGUUCGUAGCGGAAGUGACGUAAAUUCAUUUUCUCCUUCCGGUCAUCAAGCUAUCCAUUGUGCUGCUAGACGCGCUGAUUCGGAGAUACUAGAGAUAUUACUGACGGAAGGUGUGAGCGACCCAAAUGCCGUAGACAACGAGGGAAUUUCCCCCCUUCAUAUAGCGGCAGCCAACGGGAGGGAAGAAGUCCUUAAAACCCUGCUUAUUCACAAUGCCAACUUGGAAUUGCGAAAUCACGAAGGCCUUACCCCGGCACAAGUAGCGUCACGGGAAGGUCACGUGGGUGCACUCAAGCUUCUCGUCCAAUCAGCUGAAAAUAAAGGUAUCCAGGCCUGUCACGUGCUUUGCGAAGACAUAACCAGCCAAUCAUGUUUAAGGAUCGCUGUGGAAAACAAAGAAGUCGAGAUUGCCAGAGUUUGUAUUGAGUAUGGAUGUCACGUGUCCAGAAUUGAGAGUGAUCACACAAGUCUUCUACACGUUGCUUGUAUUCAUGGAGACCUUGAGAUGGCGCAGUUGCUGGUGUCUCACAACGCAGACCUUAACCUGGAAGAUGGAGAUGGCAUGACGCCGUUAUUAAGAGCCAGUCUCUCAGGGAAUUGUCAGCUCAUCAGCUUUCUAUUGGAUCAGGGAGCUCGAGUACUCCUCAAUCCCGAUUCCUCGUGUCCCGCCCCCUCCCCCCUGAUGUGUGCAGUAAAGAGAGGUCAUCUAGACGCUGUCAGACUACUGCUGAGUAGGGACACGCCCAUCUCCAUCCGGGACAUAAAUGGACGGUGCUGUCUACACGUGGCCGUGUACUGUGAUGACGUCACGACAUUAAGGCUGCUUCUUGAGAAUGGAGGCAAGCGUUUGAUUGACUUACAAGACAAGAGUGAUAAAACACCUUUGCACUUCGCCGCAAUCGGCGGCAAUAUGCAGAUGGUCACGUGUCUGCUAGAGGCUGGUGCAAACCCUUCAAUCGCUGACGACGAAGAGAAAAUACCUUUACACCACGCCGCCGAAGUUGGCGAUUUAGAAUGCAUAGAAGCGCUCGUUCAAGCAUCGCCAGACUCGCCCCAGGCUACCGAUCACAGACUGCGUACUCCACUAGCUUAUGCAGCCAUGUCUGGGCAUGCGCAAUGCGUGGAAUACCUCAUUGGCCAUGGGGCUCCUGUUACCCUCAGGGACGACGAUCGCUUGGACGCUUUGCUUCUUAGCGCGAAGGCAUCUUCACCGGAAGUAAUCCAAAGUCUGCUUGACCACGGUGCAGACAUCGAGUCCCUUAGCAAAAACAGAGCGUCGUCACUGAGCGCGGCAGCGUUUUUCGGCAAUACGGAGGUUGUAAGACUGCUCCUUAACCAAGGAGCGCGAUUGGAUAAUCACUCAAGUUUCGGUGCGGGGUGCCUCGACGCUGCCAUCAGGGGCCGACAGAAAGAUGUCUGCAUGGAGAUAGUAAAACAUUCGAGAUGGCGAGAAGCUCUUCUUGUUUCCGAAGCUGAAAAACACGAUAUCAUGAAGUCCUUAAUUGGGGAAUUCCCGACCGCUGCAAAAGUUGUGAUGGAUAAAUGCGUAAUAUACUCAAAGCAUUUGAAGACAGAUGAUAAUUUCUCGGUUACUUAUAAUUUUGAGUUCAUGGAAUCUUGUCCAGAAGGCAAGAAGAUGAAGAAAAUGGGCACACAUUUCUUUGGGCCCCAGUGUAUGCUUGAGCAUCGUCACCGUGAACUUCUAUUCCAUCCCUUAGCGAAAGAGCUCAUCAAUAGAAAAUGGGUAACGGUGAUAGUUCCGAUUCUCUGGCUGUAUGUUGUCAUCUACGCGGCGUUCAUCUUGAAUCUCUCAAACUCGAUGACCUGCUUCCGCAAUUACGACCUGACGACAGGAGAGUACAAGGGAACAGGAGGGAGCAUGUGCACACCAGAAUCCCUUCAAAUUCAAAGCAUUGUGUUGGGCACACUGUCAGCCUUGUCUAUCCUUGGACAUUUCUAUCGAAUGAUCGUUGAGGGAUGGGGAUACGCAGAGAAAACAAGCCUGCUGAAACUGACCACUUUUUUAUUUGCCCUCAUCACGUCUGUGAUGGGGGUUUUUCCUGAGUUUCGUGUCAAUCAAUUCUCAUUUGGCGUCAUUACUGUGCUGUUUGCAUUCUUAACCGCAUCCUUCUUGAUCCAAAGUUUAUUCACGUCCGGAAUAUACGUCACCAUGUUGUUCGUCGUGUUAAAGACUCUUCUUAAGGUGGUCAUACUUUUCAUGGUUCUGUUCAUGGCAUUUGCCGUCAUCUUUUCGGUGUUGAUCUCCCGUCCUGAUCCGCAACUUUAUAGGACGAUUGCACGGAAUAAAACAGUCCAAAUCGAGCAACCGUUCCAGACGCUCUACUUGUCAAUUCUCAAAGUGGCUGCCAUGACGAUAGGAGAAUUGGAGUAUACGCGAUUCUUUGUCGAGCAACAUAACACCUACCCGACCCUCACAAACGCCAUCUUUAUCUGCUUUUGCGUCUUUAUGCCAAUCGUGUUGAUGAAUCUUCUCAUAGGCUUAGCGGUUGGUGAUAUUGAGUCCGUUCGCAUUAAUGCCGAGGAGCAGUUGAUGGCUCUUAAGAUACAUGCGAUCUACACCACGACACGCCAGCUUCCAGUAGCAAUAACACGCCGAUUUUACAAGCCCACGGUAAUCAGGUAUCCCAACCGUGAGAUCAGAUCACUGUGGACGCGGUUAAAAGGUUUAGGUGACAUACUGUUGCUAGGCAACGAGCAGGAAGCAACGGAGAAUCGCGCAAGCGAUAUGGAACGGGUCAGCAGUCUUACAGUUAGGAUGCAGGAGCAAGAGGAGAGGAUGAAGGCUCUUCUUACAGAGGUGUCGCAGCAACGAGAGAUUCUGAAGCGAAUCAUGAGCGCGCUUAGAUGAGAAGAUAGAAGAGUACUCUCCAAUUGGUGGGGAUGCCCCAAAAAGUUUUAAUUAACAUGCGAGGAUCGCAGAUUGACAAAGACUUCCUAACUAGGGGGAUUCCAUCGUGCUCUGAUGUGCACUGAAGCAUUUCUUUACCUGGUUUGCUAGUGAAGUUUAUGUCAGUCAGCACGUUUAUCGCAGUCUCAUUGAGUUUUUUUGGCCUACUUCACAAAACUGCCAAGGUGGCCACGCUAGCGCGCGUCGCAUGAAAAAACUGUCAAGAUGGCCACGGUGGCGCGCGUGGCAUGGUAAAACUGUCAAGAUGGCAACGCUAGCGCGCGUCAAAAUGUAAAAGAUAUCCUAGAGGAAAAAAAGGAGACAAAUGAUAAUUUAUAAUUUAGCAUGGCACGAGGGGAAUUUAGUGAUCAAAUAUACCCGCAACCGAGGGAUGAUUGGUUGACGUCCCGACGCCGCAGGCGCAUACUCUGGUCUUUUGGCGCAGGGUCUAUUCCUGCUCUAAUCAGGAAGAUGCCUUCUAUUUGUUUCCCUGGUGAAAACUAGAAGAGGUAUCUUGGUUCUAAAUUUCUUUCAUGCACUGAUGUAGAGGGAAAUUUAGAAGACAAAAGAUUCUUUUGUCUUUUUCUAAAUUUCCCUAAUUAUUAAUGUAUGAGGGAAAUUUAAAAACUAAAUGCCCCUAUCAUUAAUACAUAAGGGAAAUUUAGAAACUAAAUCUCCCUCAUCAUUAAUGCAUGAGUGAAAUUAAGGACCAUCUAUUGUUUUCGAGGAAAUUUCGUUAGUAAUCGUCUCUCAGAAUACAAAAGAAUCCGAGGUGAUCAUGGUAUCAUUCAGUAAACGCCUAUUUAAACAGCUCUUCUCAGUCUGAGGAAAGUGUGUGAUAGAAGAUCGGUAUAAAAAUGAUCAUUCAAAAGAUAAAACAAUUCUCAAACAAUCAGUCGAUUAGAGUAGUAUAUUUGCAUAUAUAUACAUCUGUAAUACACAUACAUGUUUCAAUUCUAUACAACUUUAAAAUCUUGGGUCACCGAUUCACGGGACAUGUUCUCUUGGUGUGACCUAAAAACAAGCAAAUUCAUUUAAGGAAUAACAGAACAAUGAACUGCAGUACUAGUACCCUAAACAAACAGGGAUGUUCUCUAUAAACGAGUAAAAAACCUAUAAAUAUUUCUAGGUUAUGAUUUUAGAUACUUGUAUCAUCACAGUGUUGAUCUGUAUUUAGAAAUCCCCAAAUAACGGAACUAUACUAAUAGCAAUCGCCACAUUGUA
Nematostella vectensis (starlet sea anemone) is the source of this 4805-nucleotide messenger RNA. RefSeq names its product transient receptor potential cation channel subfamily A member 1. The coding region runs from base 174 to 3542 and encodes 1122 amino acids. Gene Ontology annotation, biological process: transmembrane transport; monoatomic ion transport. Gene Ontology annotation, molecular function: protein binding; monoatomic ion channel activity. Gene Ontology annotation, cellular component: membrane. The transcript is spliced from 30 exons. Lineage: Eukaryota; Metazoa; Cnidaria; Anthozoa; Actiniaria; Edwardsiidae. The record is from RefSeq and is a predicted model, not a curated record.